AUGGAUCCGGCGUCUCAGACCUCGUAUCAGUCUCAGCAACAAGAUUUCGACAUCGACGAAUUCAUCACACUGCAAUCUCAAUCCCAUCGGCAUGGAAAGAACGAUGUCGACCGUGCGAUGGCGGAUACGGUCCACGUGGAGCGACUAAACGAGAACUACUUCACCACACCAGCUCUUCUGCGUGAUCACACACUACAUCACAGGCACGAAACCCCGCCUCAGGGGGCUCCGCAAGACAUACCACAGUACUUUAGAGGUCAAGGUUCGCAGCCAACGACUCUCUCAACAUGGACAGACACUUCAACGAAGCCAACGCCAUCUUUGCAUCGAUGGAAUGAGCAUGUUUCUGCAGAAGACCCUUUGGCUGGACUUGGCCUGGAAGAGUUCAUGCCCGAAUAUACGACCAAGAUGGACUUCACCCAGGACAUUUCGGCAGACCUGACCAAGCUUGACCAGAAUGCGCUUCAGCAGACGCCUGAGACCGCACCCGGCUUGUCUCUUGGGAAUUCCGGGCCAGUCAUGUCAUCGGCGACGCCAGAACCCUUUCGCCGUGGAGGUCAAGACUCCUUCUUACCAGCGAUGGACCAUUAUUCCUCUGAUUCAUUGGACGGAGCGUUUUGCUAG
Messenger RNA from Saxophila tyrrhenica, 624 nucleotides. RefSeq lists its product as uncharacterized. The record is from RefSeq and is a predicted model, not a curated record. Lineage: Eukaryota; Fungi; Ascomycota; Dothideomycetes; Mycosphaerellales; Extremaceae. The transcript has 2 exons. The coding region runs from base 1 to 624 and encodes 207 amino acids.